Alnus glutinosa is the source of this 1149-nucleotide messenger RNA. RefSeq lists its product as uncharacterized. The transcript is spliced from 5 exons. Bases 102 to 1031 code for a protein of 309 amino acids. Gene Ontology annotation, molecular function: hydrolase activity. The record is from RefSeq and is a predicted model, not a curated record. Lineage: Eukaryota; Viridiplantae; Streptophyta; Magnoliopsida; Fagales; Betulaceae.
AGUUAUAACCGACGAGGAAGAAGAGGAAGAGGAGGAGAACAGGAGACCCAGUUCAGUGGAAGUCAGUAAACCAACGCUCUCAGCUCUGAAGGCUACAGAAAAUGGACCAAAUCCAGCACAAGUUCAUCGACGUACGGGGACUGAAGCUCCACUUUGCCGAGAUAGGAGCUGGUCCUAAGGUGGUCGUGUUCCUACACGGGUUUCCGGAGAUAUGGUACACGUGGCGCAACCAGAUGAUCGCCGGAGCAAACGCCGGGUUCCGAGCGAUCGCACCCGAUUACAGAGGGUACGGACUCUCCGACCCUCCACCCGAACUCGAAAAGGCUGGCUUUGAUGAUCUUCUCAGUGAUCUCCUUGCAAUUCUCGAUGCCCUCGGAAUUGCCAAGGUUUUUCUUGUUGCAAAGGAUUUUGGAGCUCGGCCUGCCUACCUUUUUGCCAUUCUCCACCCGGAGAGGGUCUUGGGAGUUGUAACAAUAGGAGUGCCUUUCAUGCCACAGCGCUCUACAUUCCAUAAGCACCUUCCUGAAGGCUUCUACAUUUCAAGAUGGAGGGAGCCUGGACGAGCAGAAGCGGAUUUUGGGCGCUUUGACACUAAAACAGUUGUAAGGAAGAUUUAUAUCCUAUUUUCCAGAAGUGAAAUGCCAAUAGCUGCAGAAAACCAGGAGAUCAUGGAUUUGGUGGAGCCAUCUACUCCUCUUCCACCUUGGUUCACAGAGGAAGAUCUCGCCGCAUAUGGAGCUCUGUAUGAGAAAUCUGGAUUCCCAUCUGCAUUGCAAAUUGCAUAUAGGUCAGGUGAAGGCUUCAAAAUAACAGAUCCAACAGUGAAAGCUCCAGCACUUUUGAUAAUGGGCGGUAAGGACUAUAUCCUCAAAUUUCCAGGCAUAGAGGAUUACAUAAAGAGUGGGAAGGUGAAAGAGUUUGUACCCGAUUUGGAGAUCACAUUUUUGCCUCAAGGGACCCAUUUUGUUCCGGAGCAGUCACCUGAGGAGGUGAAUCAGCUAAUCCUCUCCUUCCUUAGCAAGCAUGUUUGAUCAUGGACACUUCAGUUAAGGUUAGUUGUCUGCUAGUAACGUCUGAAGUUUGGCCGAGUUUUACUUGUGUACUUGUAAAAUCUGAACCGUAGUUUUUAUAUGAGUUAAGUUUCAAUAA